Messenger RNA from Pteropus alecto (black flying fox), 2066 nucleotides. RefSeq names its product pleckstrin homology domain containing S1 (gene PLEKHS1). The transcript has 12 exons. The coding region runs from base 13 to 1419 and encodes 468 amino acids. NCBI's taxonomy places the organism in Eukaryota, Metazoa, Chordata, Mammalia, Chiroptera, Pteropodidae. The record is from RefSeq and is a predicted model, not a curated record.
CAGAUAGCUGCCAUGGAAUCGAAACCUCAGAAGAUUCCAGGCAAACAAUCUACAUAUUAUUAUGAAAAUGAAGUCUGCAAACAAGAUUACUUUAUUAAAUCACCACCUCCUCAGCUUUUCACUUCGGUGACCUCCUGGAAAAAGCGGUUUUUUAUUUUGUCAAGGCGUGGGGAAAAGAGACUUAGUCUUUCCUAUUACAAAGACCAUCAUCUCCGAGGUUCCAUUGAAAUCGAUGGAAAUUGCAGCAUAGAAGUUGGCAUAAGUAGCCACGAAAAACUGCUGACUGUACAGAAGAUGUUUAAAUGCCACAUGGAUGAGGUGAUGUCCAUCGGAACCGCUACCAGGGAAUACUUCCUCAUUAGCCAUGAAAGGCAAAAGAUUAAAGACUGGGUCUCCUUCAUUUCAUCAUUUUGCUCGGAUAUAAAAGCAGCACAUCAGAAUACAGAGAAGAUACUCUCAUUGGUUGAUAAAAGACCCUCUUCAGACCCCGACCCUCUCCUUGGUCCUUCCAGCACAUCGGAGGCUGACGGCUUCCCAUCAUCGAGAAAUUAUCUUCCAGACCUGCAUUUAAUGGAAAAAAGUUCUCCAGCACUCAGACGAGCUCAUCUACCACAUGAUUUCUCAUUGGAGACCACUCAAGAUACAGAAGAAGAGAGCCAUUAUAUUAGUCCUCGAAGUCUGCUUUUAGAGUUGGAUAAGAUUAUUGCUUCCAAUGAUUCUGGUGAACCCAUUACACCUGGUAGUCCAGACCAGGUUUCCGAGAAAACUGAGGGUCUUUACAUGUUAAUGGAAUCCUGUUUUUUCAAAGAGACAACCAAUGAAUCUGCUGAUAGCAAAGAGGAAUCCCAGACACUUUCCGAGACCCAGAAUGAGGGGCUUCAUCUGCAAGAACGAGGCUCAGGAAGUGACUCAUGUCUUUCACCUGCCAAAACAGAAGCACAGACUAUGAAUGAUGAAAAGGGGUCGACCUCACUAACUCUUGUGCAAUUAUCUAUAUUAAUCAAUAACAUCAUCCCUGAUGAAAGCCAAGUGGAGACACUGCAUUUGUUCCUUUCUCCUACUGACAUUAUAAAUUAUUUGGCUCUCAUAGAAGCUGCAGGACAGAUUUGUGUGGCUCAGUGGAAAGGCCCUCCACGCCUGGGAUGCUUGUUUUGUCACGGAGAUCACCUUUUGGCCGUGAAUGAUUUGAAGCCCCAUAGCCUGGAGGAGGUCUCCUUGUUUCUCAGCCGGUGCAUCCAGAAAGAGAAAAUAAAACUCACCAUCGGCCGGAUCCCAAAUUCAGAGAAAUUCCACGCUAUAGACUGUAUAUGCCCCUUAAAAUCCCAAGGUGUGGUACCUUUCCAACUGGAUAAGUCUGAACCAGAGAGGAUGCUGAAGAGGAGUCCAGCCAUUAAAAAGGGUCAACAGAAAAAGAACUGAAAAGUAACAUGCUAGGACCCACACCCUGUACUGAGCUCUGCCACUUAUUGCUGUGUGAUAUGAGGCCAGUCAGCACACCUCUCUGAAUUUUCACAUCUUCAUCUUAACAAUGCGGAUAAUUGUGCCCUCUCUGGCUAUUACAUCGGGAAUGUGGAGAGGGCCAAGUGGGAUAAUGACAAUGGGACACCUUGAAAACAUAAGGCCUUAUCUGAGACUUUGUCCCAAACACCACAAACAGAGAUUGGGUAAGUUACUCAUCUAACAUGUGCUGUGUGUUCUGUGAGGUCGUGGUCCACACAAUCCCUUCUUUGUCAGAGAACAUACAUUUGGAAAUAUUCAUUCCGGGAAGGCAAGAUUCCCAAGAGAGAUGUGAUAUCGUAUCAGCCUUCCCAAACACCUCCUGCUGCUUGUCAUGCCCGUAGUCCAGAAUGCUGAGACAGAGCGGCCUCUUGGAUUCAAUAAUUUUCUUGCUUUCUUAAAGACCCAGUAACUAUUUUGGAAGUCGAAGCAGUUUCGGGUCACAUCCAGCAAAGAUCUGUCUGCUCUACAAAUAAUAAGAAAACUGCUUAGCACUUCUAAGUUUGGAAGGUCUUAACUAAUUGAUGCAUUAACUGAUUGAUCCUGGAAGACCAAAAAAAAAAAAAAAA